AUGGAGCCGGCGAGGUUUGAAACGGGAGCCUCGUCGUCGUCGCCAUCGCCAGCCCGCCAUGAUGGGGCAAAAGCCGCCACUGCCCUGCAAGACGACGGCACCAGGGUUGAUGUGGUUUCGCCUCCGUACUGGCAGCAACAGCAUCAGCGCCACAGCUACCUGAGCACGUAUUCGGCCGAUGGCCACCCCACGCCCAUCAGCCUCGAAGACCACACGGACGAGGGCUCCGACCACUGCAAGGUGCUCUGGGCCAAAGGCGUCACGAUUGAUGAUUACGUCGUCGUCAGCGGAAGUGCGCCUGGGCUUGGGGCAUACGUUGUCUGGAACUGUACCGUUGAGACGCUCGAUGGUGGACCCAUGAAGAUCCGAAAGAGAUACUCGGAGUUUGAGGACCUGCACACCAAGCUACUCAAGACAUUCCCCGAUGCCGCUGCCUCACUGCCGCAAUUUCCCCCCAAAUCAGUCAUAUCUCGGUUCCGCCCACGUUUUCUGGAAAAGCGGAAACACGGGCUUUCGUACUUUCUAAAGUGUGUUGCUAUCGAUAACACCCCACUAGCGUAUAUCUCGACUGACUCUAAGAAUAGCUGCGUUCUGCUCAACCCCCAGUUUGCCGGGUCACCAGUCCUCAAGGACUUUUUGUUCUCGUGA
This is a messenger RNA of Pyrenophora tritici-repentis Pt-1C-BFP, 648 nucleotides long. The record is from RefSeq and is a predicted model, not a curated record. NCBI's taxonomy places the organism in Eukaryota, Fungi, Ascomycota, Dothideomycetes, Pleosporales, Pleosporaceae.